This is a messenger RNA of Vitrella brassicaformis, 4885 nucleotides long. The record is from the annotation of a GenBank genome assembly. Lineage: Eukaryota; Vitrellaceae.
AAGUGACCGAGCAAAGGUGGCAAAGCAGCUUGGCGAGAGGUGCUUGUGGCUGUUUGACCCCUCAGCGGACAAACCAAGGAGUGAUGUCAACAAUUCUGAAGCUACGUUGACAUCACAGCAGCAUUAUCAGGAGGCUCCACAGAAGCAGCGCAUGAUACACCGCCUUCUUGACGACCUGAUUCAUCCCCAGAUCGUCGAGUCGUCCUGUAAUGGCCAGCCAUGCGCCCCCUCCCUUCCCCUCUCUCACCGGCGCCCAGCCGCCAGAGCUGCCGCCCAUCCAGGUGCCCCUGCCGCCUCACAUCCGCCCCGCUGCCGGCCCGCCACAGGUCGCCCAGACGAUGCUCGUCGAGUACCAGAUGCGCAGGCCUCAGCUGACGCCUGGGGAGUUCGCCAACGAGAAGGGCAUCCCUGUGGAGCUGAUGGUCGAGUGGCUGCGCGCGGCGGGGAUCCAGUUGUUUCUGCCGGUGGAGAAGCGGCUGCAAUUGAUUGAGGAGUUUCGAAGCAGGGCGCCUCUGUCGCAGAGUGUGUUCUGUGCGGAGAAGGGCCUGGACGAGGUGUUCUUUGCGUCGUGGGUUGAGGAUUUCAGCAAGGCGGGAGCCGUGCAGGGCGGCCCUGAGUGGAUGCGGACGCUGCAGCAGGUGGUGGCCUUGGAUCAGGCGGGGCUUGAUGGCUUCCCCCAUCCCCACGCUCACCAUCACCACCCUCACCACCCUCACCCUGCCGCCUAUCAUGACAUGCCGCCGUUCGGCUAUCCCCCGCCCCCACCACUCCCCCCGCCGCAGUCGCAGCAUCAUCCCGCAACGAUGCAUCCGGGGAUGGGCAUGGGCGCCAUGGUGAGAGUGAGGUACCCCAUGCAGCCGCCGCCAAGGGCAUACGCAGGGCCACACGCACCCCAGGUGAAGGACCAAAUGGACAGAGGGGGGUGUCAUCGAUCGCAGCAGCAUACAUCAUGUGCUUACCCAUGUGUCCACAGGCCCCCGAUUUCGGCCCUUCAUAUGGCUACGAGCCUUACCCAUCCCCUUACCCCCUUCGCCCGCCCCACCCAGCGGCGGCCAUCCCGCCGUUCCCACCGAUGAGGGUGCGGCUGCCUCAGGCGGCUCCCCGACCGAUGCCGCCCGACGGCGCUAGCGCCGCUGCUGAUGCUGGUGAAGAUGUGACGGACCGUUAUGACAUUAUCUGGGGCGAUCUCCGUGUGGAGGGGUGCGAGGGGUUGGAGUUUGCUGUGAUGGCCGGGGAGGGGGCGCAGCUGCUGUUGGAGGCCACUAAGGGUGUGAGGACAGGUGAGAGAGUGAUUAAGCGGAAAGGAACGCACGAACACCGAGCUAGAACGAACCCUGGAGCUCUCUUUCCCUGUCUGUCUGUCUGUCUGUCUCUCCAUCUGUCUGUCAGAUCUGCCUCUGUUGCAAGAGUAUGCCCAGAAGCUCCUCUCCGCCCGGCACGACGAGAUCCACAGUGACAGGCCAUCCAUCCCCCCCAUCGCACAAGCCCACCCGUUUCCCGCUCCCUCACCAGUUACAACCGAGACCAGCGUCGAACUUGACACGAGCAGCGGCGUCAACAGGGAGCUUCCGGGGGGCCUGGAGUUCACCGUCACUGUGCGCGUGGUCAAGCGGGGCGAGGGGGAGGGGGCUGGGGCUUCGGCUGUGGAGCGGUUUCCCUUUCUGGUUGGGAGCGAGAGGGGCGUGUGCAUCGCCUGGAAGGCGGCCAAGGACUUCGCCCAACGGUGUCGAAUGGCCGCGACGGGUGCAUCCUUCCCCCUCACCUCUCCCUUUAUGAACCCGCCAUGGUCGGCCAGCCACAACCCGGGCGUCACUGUGGAGGAGCUCAUCACCGCCGGGCUGGGCGAGAGGGGCAUCGCAUACGCCGUGACGGACGAGGCCGUCACUGCCACGCUGCCCGGCGCGAGCCGGGAGGGCAACACCCAUCAGUUUGUAUGGCGUCGGCACCACCAGCGCUUCGAAGUCAAGGGCGGCGCAUCUUCCCUCUCUCUCCGCCCCUAUUUCCUCUCAGAGCCCUGCAUCACAGCAUGCCUCGACCAAGCCAUCAGAUUCACUCAGCGGAAACGGGUUAGACCCCCGGACCAUCCGGCAUGGCCUCCUACACUCCCUCCCGCACUGAGUGAUGACCAUGGAGGUCGUCUCGCGAAGAAACAGAGGCAGAUGGCGCCGCAGGGCGGGCUGGUGUUCCUGCGCUCCGGGCGGGAGCUGCCGCCUGGGCCGGGUGCGCUGCUGACCGACACGGAGAGCAAGGGGGCGCUGGUGUGUCUGCUGAGCAAGCUGAGGCGGUUCGUGAGGCAGCAUGUGCACCCAGAGAAAGAGGGUGGGGCGGAUGUGGCUGCGGACAUACCCCAUGUGCUGGCGGCGGCUGAGUGUGCGAGGGAAGAGGAGAUCAUGGCUGUGGCGUUGCCGCCGGUGGAGCAGCAGGUGCGGGGGCUGCGGGGGUUCAAGCUCAACUUCGACGCAUUUUUGCUCAAGGGCGCCGUCACGCUUGAGGAGUGCCUCACCAUGCUGCAGGCAUUCUUCUGCGGUGAGUGCGUGAGUGAGAGAGCAGACACACCAUCCAGUGCAAUCCACACACGUCCGUAUGUCUCACGAAUCAGGUGACCGUGCUCUCUGGUGGCCCAACAGCGGCCAGGCGCCCAUUGCCAAGACCCAUCGCCGGUCUAGGAAGACCCUCACCGCCGAGCAGAUCGACGAGGACCUGCAGCAGUGGAUUGCCUUCAUCGGCACACGGCAGCCGCUCACCGUACAGCAGUGGGAGGCCUUUCGGGCCACUGUCAUGGAGGAGGCCGGCCAGAGGGCCGCGGCGGAUGCACAGGCCUUCUUCGCUGGUGGGCGGUGGGAUGAGCCUGCACGCGUAUUGGUGGCCAUGCCAUGUGUGAGAAGGCGUUGCGUGUGUUGGCUGUACAGGGGUGUCUGAGGGGCAGUUCGGCUCACCCGAGGACCUCAACGAUGCGGCCCACACCCUGCUCUACGAGAAGGUCCGAUCGCAUCCCACGUUCCGCCUCUUCCAGACCCGGGAGUUCACCCCCAAAGUGACCGACCCAUGCGUCAUCGACCUCUCUGCUGACCCCCUCCCCACCCACCCCCCGCCACCCGGUCCACAGGACCUCUCAAGAUGGAUGGAGCAGUCAUUCUGGGCCGUCCUCCCUGAUGCCGCCCUUGAUGCUGCAGCAGGUGAUGACGAGCAGGCAGCGGCUCCCGCGCGAAGCAAGCCGUCGGCGAAGGGGCAACGACGGGCCGAUGUGACCCACCGCUUGAUGGAGGGCAUGGGAUUGGACGGCGGUGACGGUGCUGGUGACGGUGGCAGCAGCGGCGUUGUGGCUGCGGACUGUGUGCGUGUGGAGUGGCAGAGCGACGCCAAGGCGUUCCGCCUCAGCAUGGGUGAGACAGGCACCAGCCGGACGUUUCCAGCCGCAAACGAGACUGAUGCCGCCGUGACGGCCGCCUUCUCCGGGGCCAUGCAGCACAUCGAGGACACCCGCAAAAAGGACACCAGCACCAGCGUCACACAUGCCCCCCUCCCGCCCUCCCUCCCCACGCCCCAAGACCCAGACCGAGAGGCGAAUGCGCUCCUGGCCGAGCUCGCGAGAACCGACCCAAAUCACAGCAUCACGUGGACGGGCAAUGGGUUCCGUCUGGUGCUCGAUUGCAAGUCCGCGAAGGAGACGGCUGGCGGCAUCAGAGGGAGCGUGGAGAGGGAGUUCCCCUAUCUGGGAGCGGGGCGUGCGGGGAUAAUGGCUGCGCUGGAGCAGGCCAAGCACUAUAGGGAGGAGGAGAUGGUGUCCAUGGAGGAGAAGCAGCUCGCCAUUAAGGACCAGGGCAAGGGCAGCAGCAGCCGCGAUGGCACACAGGUGAGGAGGAAGAGGGCCAAACGCACCGCACCCACUGCACAAGCAGCCAGGGGAUGGGCGUCCAUGUGACUUCUCUCGGCUGCAUCGGGUCGGGUGAUUCUUGCAGGGUGGUGCUGGUGCUGGUGGUGGCGGUGAUGGUGCUCGCGUGUACCGCAUUCCGCUCCGCUGGUGUCCCCACUCAAGAGCCUACUACACGUUCUACGACUACGUCCGUGGCAGGUAUGCACAAGCCGACAGACAGACAGAUGGAAUCAGUGGCGCAAAUACGGCUGUGUGUGGCGCUGUGUGUGUGCAGGGGUCGGCAGUUCCCUCUUUUGUUUCGCGUGGAGGGCCCCUGUGGUGCUGGUGCGGUUAAGAUCGCCUUGCGCGCCGCUGUGACGUAUCUGACUCAGCAAAAGAGGUCGAAGAAGGAGAACGACGUCAAAUACGCCCCGGUCAAGAACCCCCAACACAGAAGGCAGGAACGUAAGCGCGCCGUGCCCACCCGUGCCUGAUAAGCUGCUCUCACACAAGCCCUGUCUGCCGUAUUUCGCUCAGAUGUGCUUCCUCUUUUCCUGGCCGACGGCCAGAAGGCUGCUCUGUGUGAUGCCCCACCGCCCAAGAAGGACUGGCGGGCGGUGUUGGCGGCAAAGAUGGCCGCUGCCGCGAUCGCUGGCGACACGGACGCUGCUGCUGCUGCUGGAGGUGGCGGGAGUGACGAUCCGAAGGACGCAGGUGCGGGUGUGAAGAGGAUGGGUGGCUGGGAAGAGGCGGUUGAGAGAGAAAGGCGAUGAUUUGUCGCGUCAUGGAUGUCCGUGUGGAUAAAUUGUGUGCGUGGUGCACCGGCUUGAGCCAUUGAUAUGGAUGGUUGGACGGAUGUAUAGUUAGUGGAUGGAGCUGGCUUGCAUGCAGCGGGGUUUGAGUAUGAGCAUGAGUGGUGGAGUCGCUGUCCACGACUGCGGACACAGUGGCUCGCCCACGACUGCCCACACCUGAAGCCCGGUGCGCGGAUGCCGUUGCUUUCACAUGUUCUGUCGGCUCAAUAUCUGUUGC